AAAUAUAAAUACGUUGUUCCUGACUUCAUUGUUGCCCUUUUUUAUCAUUUUUAUAUUAUAUUCGUAAUCAUGGAGUUUCCUGAUCUCGGCAAAAGAUGUACAGCACCUGCUUGUAACCUUUAUGACUUUUUACCUUAUACAUGCAUUUACUGCAAGCAUAUAUUUUGUCAAGACCAUUUCAAACUACAGGAUCAUCAUUGUCCAAGUCUGAAUGAUCCAAAAAUGGAUAUUAGAGUGCCUACAUGUCCUAUUUGUGAAAAGCCAGUAUCAGUACCAAGAGGACAAGAUCCGAACAUUAGAAUGAAUGAACAUAUACAAAACAAUUGUGCGGACCUGAAGCCUAAAAAUGAUAAUACAUGCCGUAAAAAGGGCUGCACAACAAAGAUGCUUGUGCCAAUGCAAUGUCCUGACUGUGGGCGCUCUUUUUGUGUGAAGCAUAGAUUACCAGUAGAUCAUCUCUGUAAAGGAAAACAGACAGAUGCAAAACCAGCGAAACAAGCUAAUAGCAUUUCAAGAGCAGAGAUGGAAAGGUACAUAUUGCUUUGAUACUUCCUUCGUUUGUUAACCUAUGUUGAUAGACAAAGAAAAGAUAGAGUAGAUCAAAGGAAGCAAGAGAUUCAUAGACUUCAAUUGAAGGCGAAGCAAGGA
Rhizopus microsporus ATCC 52813 is the source of this 648-nucleotide messenger RNA. RefSeq lists its product as uncharacterized. Gene Ontology annotation, molecular function: zinc ion binding. The record is from RefSeq and is a predicted model, not a curated record. Gene Ontology annotation, cellular component: cytoplasm. The coding region runs from base 70 to 546 and encodes 158 amino acids. Lineage: Eukaryota; Fungi; Mucoromycota; Mucoromycetes; Mucorales; Rhizopodaceae. The transcript is spliced from 5 exons.